This is a messenger RNA of Dermacentor albipictus, 2632 nucleotides long. RefSeq lists its product as uncharacterized. The record is from RefSeq and is a predicted model, not a curated record. Lineage: Eukaryota; Metazoa; Arthropoda; Arachnida; Ixodida; Ixodidae. Gene Ontology annotation, biological process: proteolysis. Gene Ontology annotation, molecular function: metalloendopeptidase activity.
GCUGCCAGCGUUCGGCAGAAGAAGAAGCGUCAAGCCUGCUGCCCAAGCAUCACUGCUUAUCAGAAUCCAAGGAAUUUCCGGCCAAUCAUGAGCGUCGCGACGAGUGCGGCCCGCAAGAGCAUGUUUUCCGGACCGCCCACCAUGGCUCCACCGGGCAAGCUGCACAACCCGGCGUUUGGAGGCGAAGGGGACCAGCAGCUGAGGCAGCGGCGCAUCGGCGGUGGUGUUAGCUUCGCGGACGUCGGCGGUGCCGCCACUCCCUUCGAGUUGAGCGGUGCGGCCAGCCCCAGAAGCGGUUCCGCUAGUCCCGUGCCCCUCGGCGGUGUCUCGCCAGCGGCUGAACAGCAGGAAGAGAAAGUCGUGGUGGUGCAGGCGUCAGCGGAGAUGCGCAGGCGCGUGUUCGAGACGUGCAUCUUCAUCAUAUCGGCUGCCAUCAUCCUGAUAUUUAUCGGAAUGCUGCUCUUUGUGCUCGCCUUCAGAGAGGAGAUCAUCAAGGUGAUCGAGAAGCCCGUAGAUAGGAAGCCGAAACUGAAGGACCUCUACUGCACGACCAAGCUCUGCAAGUCCUUCACGCGAGAGGUGAUAUCGUUCAUCAACUUCAGCCGGGACCCGUGCAACGAGUUCUACGAGUACGUCUGCGAUGGCUACCUGCGGGAGGCACUCAACGACCGCUUCAUAUGGACCGCGCCAGGCUUGGACUACUCGCGCUUAAGCAAGGUGCUCGAUGGCAUCUCCCACCGCAACGCCUCCGACGGACCCGUCUGGGAGCGGAGGCUCGUGCCGGAGACACUGUGGGAACUGGCUUUGCCCCUCUACGAACGGUGUUUGGAAGGGGAUGCCACCGCUGCCCCCUUGCCUCAUGAACUGGGGUCCUAUUUUCGCGAAACUGGAUACAAUUUUUCGGAGGACCUUGUGGAGGCGUACAAGCUGAUCCCCCUCGUUAACCUCGUGAUGACCACGGCGUUCCCCUGGUAUGAAGGACAAAACUACAGCGUUCCGACACUAGAGAUGGCUCGAGUUAGGCCUCUCAUGGAUACCGACUACGUCACGGCGCAUUCGGCGAAGAAACACAUGGCUGGCCUUAUUUAUGACAUCUGGAACAGCAUCACUCCGAACAACAGGAUAAACAAGGCGGAUGCGGAAAUCUUGGCGGAGGCGGAAGCUCGCAUCGCUGAGAUUGUACCAGUCGUGAUGUAUAAGAUACCCGCAAGCUUUCAAGAGAUAUCGGCUACGGAUCCGGUGGAAGAGGAAAUCGCCGCCUAUAUUCGUAACUACGAGCGCUACACCUUUCGAGGACGAGUACGCGUCAUGUUCCCCAAUGGUCUGGGAGCAUUGAAAACCACCCGUCGACAGUCAGACUCCAUAGGGCGACAAGCCCGCCGGGUUCAGUGGCUGCACGUGGCAGCUCGGCUCGCGCUGGCGACGGGCAUCGAGCCGGCGUCCAGCGCCGCGGUGGCCCUGAUGACCGGCGUGGUGGGCAAGGCGCACAGCGAACGCCGCUGCAUGACGCUCUUCGACACCGAGGCCCGGCCGUUCGUCUUCGACCGCGUGCGGGCGAUUCUCCACACCGACGAGACGGCCGCCAAGGUGAAGAAGUUGCAGGUCCAGUUCCGAGAAUACGUCCGCAAAAUGGCCGCCAACGCAACCUUCGUAGGCGCCCUUGUGCAGGAGCGUCUCACCAGAAGGGUCGAUUCAGUUCCGGCGCUAUUCAUGUACCCGUUCAGCGACUACACCGAUGCCGAGGUCGGCCAGUAUCCCCUCACCAGACUGGUGUACACGCCGGUGGACGUGCCACCGAAAGCUUCGUUCUGGGAGCACCUUCGCUUGGUCAAGGAGGCCAUCUUUGAUGGCGGCAUGCACGACGACUUCAACAACUACAAUCUCUCAUGGAUUCACUUCAGCCCCUUGGCAUAUGAGCCCUACCUUGCUUGGCACACUGGAUCAGUGUAUAUACCGCCGCUCUACUACCAGAGGAUAUCGACCAUGAUAGACACCAAGGACGAAGAGGGCAUUCCACUGGAUUUGCCCAUAUUCUGGUUUGGCGUGCUCCGAGAAGUCCUCUCAAUUUUGUCGCAACGGGGUUCGUUGUACGAAAAGAACGGUCGUCACCGACUGAGCCUUGGCUUCGACACCGACAGACGUUGGGGUGCCGGUCGUCCCUGCAUAGAGGCCGUGCUCGACUAUAUUGGGGGCACGGGUGGGGAGGAGGAGUACGAUUACUUACAGGUGGACCCAUACCUCGUCAAGUUCCUCUACGAGCUGUACGUAUCCAAGGCUGAAAGUUGGAGACAGAGAAGCAAGCCGGGCGCGGAUAAAGUAUUCCUGCAUGACAACCCGGAUCUUACCUUGGAAAAGCUUUUCGCCAUCGGUUUGGGAAGUAACUUCUGCCGAAAAGAAGACAGCGAGCUAGAAACGUUCUACAAGGAAAAGCCUCCAAACCUUAACCAUAAGCAAAGGUUGAUGUACUUAAUACUUACCUGGAUGAACUUCCGCGAUGUUUUCAACUGUACAGGGACCGACAAGUACGUGAUUGAUGGUCAGAGACCAUGUUACCCUUACUAGUCCAGUGACCGACCAGAAGACAAGUCGUGUCACCUUGAACAUUUUCAAUAAAACUAUGUUUCGGUUCCCA